This is a messenger RNA of Caenorhabditis remanei, 357 nucleotides long. RefSeq lists its product as uncharacterized. The record is from RefSeq and is a predicted model, not a curated record. Bases 1 to 357 code for a protein of 118 amino acids. The transcript is spliced from 4 exons. NCBI's taxonomy places the organism in Eukaryota, Metazoa, Nematoda, Chromadorea, Rhabditida, Rhabditidae.
AUGUCUCUCACUUUCAAUACAUCGUCGUUGAAAUGGGCUGCUCCAGAAGGGCAAGCAAUUGUCAAGAUUACCAACCCGACAACAACUCGUUUCGCCAUUAAAAUAAAGACGAGUAAUGUGGAUACUUACAAAACGACUCCAAAUACCGACUUUAUUCAUCCAGGUUACACUUUGAACCUUGUUGUUCUUCGCUCGAAAUCACCAAUGAAGGAGGACAAGUUGGCUAUAAAUUAUAUUGAGAGCGAAUCCGGGGAAACCGAUGCUGCGGAAGUGUUCAAAAAACCUGGAAUUCGUCCGAACGUCUACAUGAUCACAAUGAGAUGCGAGGAGACUCCACCGGCUCCUGGAGCUCCGUAG